Messenger RNA from Lolium perenne, 828 nucleotides. NCBI's taxonomy places the organism in Eukaryota, Viridiplantae, Streptophyta, Magnoliopsida, Poales, Poaceae. The record is from RefSeq and is a predicted model, not a curated record.
AUGGAGAUGACCGGCACAGCCACCGGAUUUUGGCUGGUCUGGGCUAAUGCCGCCAUCGCCCACAUCGGCCGCACCCCGUCGCCGACUCCUCACUUUUUUCCAUCCAUGCCGGAAGUUGCCGCUGCCAAAACGAGCUCCGGCGGCGAACCUCGUCGACGGCGACGCGCAGGGCGACGGCCGCUCGCCACGCCCGGCGCGAGCACGGCCAAGGGGCGGCGAGGUCGCCGGCCGCUCGCCACGCCGGCCGCUCGCCACGCCGGCCGCGGAGCCACGGCCAAGGGCGCGGGCAAGGUCGUCCGGCCGCGCCUCGCCACUCCGGCAGCGCGGGCAUUGGCUGCAAGCACCGGCCGCCCGGGCGCCCUCGCCACGCCACGCCACACCGGCCGCGUCGCGCCACGCCGCCCGCGUCGGGCACGGGCGGGCACGGGCGGGGCCGGCCGCGUCGGCCACGGGCGGGCACAUGCGGGGGCGGGUAGGGGCCGGCGCGCACGGGCGGGGCCGGAGCCGGCCGCGAUGGCCACGGGUGGGCACGGGCGGAGCUUCGCCGCGAUGGGCGCGGGCACGGGCGGGGCCGACCGCGUCGGCAACGGUCGGCGUCGGCCAAGGGCGGGCUCGGGCGAGGGCGGACGGGGGCCGGCGCGCACGGGCGGGGCCGGAGCUGGCCGCGUCGGCCACGACCGGGCACGGGACCUCCGGCGCCGGUGGGGGCGUCCUCUGCCCUCGGCCAAGUCCGGCGACGCGCGCACGGGCUCUCGCUGCGCGGGCGCACGGCCUCCUCUGCCUCCGCCGCAGCCCUGCGGGAGCUCGCCGUCGUGCGUCUCCGAGUAG